CUACUCUUGGUAGGGGGUGGUGUCCCAUGUUUUUUCUGCUCCCAAUCGACCCUUUCUUAUAGGGUCCUUCUCUGGUAGAGUUAAACAGAGGAAAACGGGUUUAUGCACCCUUUUAUCUCUGAACCGUCGCCUAGUUAAGGCCAAACCUAUCCUCAAAAGGAGGAAGGAGCGUUCUAGGACAGUUGGGGGCUUUCGCAGGUGGCUGAGUGUAAUCCCCUCUGCUGUGUUACCAUGCCUGCGGCGGCUCCAAUCAUCAGCUCUGUACAGAAGCUGGUGUUGUACGAAACUAGAGCUAGAUAUUUUCUUGUUGGAAGCAAUCAGGCAGAAACCAAAUAUCGUGUUUUGAAAAUCGAUCGCACAGAACCAAAGGAUUUAGUUGUUAUUGAUGACAGACAUGUAUAUACCCAGCAAGAGGUGAGAGAGCUGCUAGGCCGUUUAGAUCUGGGGAACAGGACAAAAAUUGGGCAAAAGGGCUCCUCUGGAUUAUUACGUGCUGUCUCUGCUUUUGGGAUAGUAGGUUUUGUUAGAUUUUUAGAAGGUUAUUACAUUGUGCUAAUUACAAAGAGGAGAAAGAUGGCAGAUAUUGGAGGACAUGCAGUAUAUAAAAUAGAAGAUACCAAUAUGAUCUACAUUCCAAAUGACUCUGUACGAGUGAGUCAUCCUGAUGAAGCAAGAUACCUCCGAAUUUUUCAGAACGUGGACUUGUCUAGUAAUUUUUAUUUCAGCUACAGCUAUGAUCUGUCCCACUCCCUUCAGUAUAACCUUACCAUUUUGAGAAUGCCUCUAGAUGUACUUAAAACAGAAACAACCCGAACUCGACAAGAGUGUUUUGAUAUUUUUGAAGAUGAGGGACUCGCUACUCAAAAUGGAAGUUGUGUAUUUGGAAUUUGCAGUGAACCUUACAGAAAAUAUGUGUGGAAUGGGAAAUUGCUUGACGUUGUCAAAACUGCAGUUCAUCGUGACUGGCUUUUGUAUGUUAUUCAUGGAUUUUGUGGGCAGUCGAAACUACUUAUUUAUGGUCGUCCAGUGUAUGUCACUUUGAUAGCUAGAAGAUCAAGUAAAUUUGCUGGAACACGGUUUCUAAAGAGAGGAGCAAACUGUGAGGGAGAUGUAGCGAAUGAAGUAGAAACUGAGCAGAUACUUUAUGAUGCUUCAGUAAUGUCAUUUUCUGCCGGAAGCUAUUCAUCUUACGUCCAGGUGCGAGGUUCUGUCCCUCUGUAUUGGUCUCAGGACAUAUCGACUAUGAUGCCUAAGCCACCAAUCACAUUGGAUCAGGCAGACCCAUUUGCUCAUGUAGCUGCUCUUCACUUUGAUCAAAUGCUCCAGAGAUUUGGCUCUCCAAUCAUCAUUUUGAAUCUUGUGAAGGAACGUGAAAAAAGAAAACAUGAAAGGAUACUAAGCGAAGAGCUUGUUGCUGCUGUAACUUACCUCAAUCAAUUUUUACCUCCUGAACAUGCUAUUGUAUACAUUCCUUGGGAUAUGGCCAAAUACACAAAGAGCAAACUGUGUAAUGUCCUUGACAGACUGAAUGUGAUUGCUGAAAAUGUGGUGAAGAAAACUGGUUUCUUUGUAAAUCGACCUGAUUCGUUCUGCAACGUUUUGCGUCCAGAUGAAAAAUGGAAUGAGCUAGGAGGAUUUGUAGUUCCCAGUGGCCGUUUGCAGACGGGAGUUCUUCGAACCAAUUGUGUAGACUGCUUAGAUCGCACUAAUACAGCCCAAUUUAUGGUUGGAAAGUGUGCUUUAGCCUACCAACUCUAUUCCUUGGGAUUGAUUGACAAACCCAAUCUUCUGUUUGACACAGAUGCCGUUAGAUUAUUUGAAGAAUUAUAUGAAGAUCAUGGAGAUACAUUGUCACUCCAGUAUGGUGGUUCUCAACUUGUUCAUAGAGUAAAAACCUACAGAAAAAUAGCACCCUGGACCCAACAUUCUAAAGAUAUUAUGCAGACUCUUUCAAGAUACUAUAGCAAUGCUUUUUCAGAUGCUGACCGGCAAGAUUCUAUUAACUUGUUUCUAGGAGUAUUUCAGCCUGAAGAAGGGAAGUCUCAUCUCUGGGAACUACCUACGGAUUUUUAUUUGCAUCAAAAGGACACAAUGAACCUUCUCCAGGCCAGGCGAAGCUACACUUUUUGGUGGACUCCUGGUGUUCUAAAAUAUUUGCCACUGCCUUAUGAUGAAGUGACAUGUGCUGAAAACCAGAGGAAGUUAAUAGUGAAGAGAUUUCGUAAGUUUGAUGAAGAGAUUGACAUUCAUAAUGAUUUUUUCCGACCAUAUGAACUCAGCAGUUUUGAUGACAUCUUUUGCUUGGCAAUGACAAAUUCAAUGCGAGAUUUUAUGCCCAAGAAUGUUCCCAUUGAUCCCAGCCCAUUUACUGUACGCAAACCAGAUGAAACUGGAAAAUCUGUUUUGGGGAACAAAAGCAACCGAGAAGAAACGGUGCUGCAACGUAAAACGGCUGCUAGUGCUCCUCCGCCCCCCAGCGAGGAGGCUGUGUCCAGCAGUUCUGAGGAUGAUUCUGGAACUGAUAAAGAAGAUGAGGGUGCUACCUCUCAGCGUUCGACACCAGUGAAAAUAUCAGAUACCGGAGACAAUACCAAAAUAACGGAAAAUGUAGUGCAACCUACAAAAGAUGUCUAUGGGAUUAAUCUUUCAGAAUCUCCUUCAGAGGAUGAUCUCGGCAUAUACAUAAGGUUUGUUCAGCUGGGACAGAGUCAACAGAAGCAAGAGAAGAGUUCCCAAACUUUCUGUCCUAAAAACUUAGAUGGGGUUAUAAAUUUAACACCCAUCUCUGCUUUCUCCCAAGACAACAUUUAUGAAGUCCAGCUGCCUAAAGUAGACAGGAAAUCUAUUGAGAUCUUUCAUGCUCACAUCCAAGCAAGCAAGGGUAUUAUGCAGCCCUUGGGAAAAGAAGACAACUUCCUGUACCGAGAAUAUAUUAGAAACAGAUACCUAUGAAAAAAUGCUAGUGUUUAUCUCUUCUGAAUGUAGCCCCACUGAAUUCUAGAUAUGUCUUGCAAGGGAAGUUAGGAAGAAAGUACUCAGAAUGCCUCUUGUAUGCAUUUGCUCUCCCCCAACUCCAAGGAGGAUAGAUGGCUUAUUCUUUAAUGGCCUUAUAGUUCUAAUACAAAUAAUCUCAAGUGAGAAUUAUGUUAGUUUAAAAAAGAACUUUGGAAAGACAAAAAUGCCUUUGUUGAUAACUGUUUAGAUAUAACCAUUGAAAAUGGUUGACAAUAUUAAAGAUUUUGAUAAGCAAUA
This is a messenger RNA of Candoia aspera, 3252 nucleotides long. RefSeq names its product FIG4 phosphoinositide 5-phosphatase (gene FIG4). Lineage: Eukaryota; Metazoa; Chordata; Lepidosauria; Squamata; Candoiidae. The record is from RefSeq and is a predicted model, not a curated record. Gene Ontology annotation, biological process: phosphatidylinositol dephosphorylation. Bases 232 to 2952 code for a protein of 906 amino acids. Gene Ontology annotation, cellular component: intracellular membrane-bounded organelle. The transcript has 23 exons. Gene Ontology annotation, molecular function: phosphatidylinositol-3,5-bisphosphate 5-phosphatase activity.